AAACGCUCUUAUAUUAGUUUACAGAGGGAGUACUAGAUUACAAAAAGAGAGAGAGGGGACCAGAUCCUGAUUCCUCACGUCAUCCGAUCCGAAAUAAGAUUCGAUUUCCAAAGGGAAGUCCAGAUCCUGAUUCCUCUCGUCCUCGCCCGACGGCAACCUUGCUGGAUCCGGAUUAAAGAUUGAUUUGUUUGGUCAGUUGGCCCAAAUAAAUAGCUAGUCCAAGCUAGCGUUGGAGGAGGGAGAGCACAAGGGUUGGCAAUUUCUCGAGUCACGGGGUUAUCGUCCAAGCUAAAUCAGGCCAUGUCCAAGCAGCGGGGUCGCCGCCGGCGCCAAACCCGUUACCCCCCUGAUGGAUUAAUUGCUGGUUCUUCAAGGGGUAAAAGAAUAAUGGCCUCGUCCUGCCAACAAGAUUGUGUUCCAGGUGGAUCAGCUUAUGCAAAUGGCCAGGCAAACACAGAGGCCCCGCCCUGCCAACAAGAUUUUGUUCCAGGUGGAUCAGGUUAUGCAAAUGGCCAGGCAAAAACAGAGGCCUUGCCCUGCCAACAACAUCGUCCUCCAGGUGAAUCAACUUGUACAAAUGGCCAGGCAAAAACAGAGGCCUCACCCUGCCAACAAGGUGAUACCAGUCAAACAGAGGAGUGUUCAGUGCCAAAUCUUCCUGAGGACAUCUGGCAUCAUAUACAUUCCUUAAUGCCAUUGAAAGAUGCUGCCAGAGCCGCCUGCCUGUCCCGGUCCUUUUUGUCUUCCUGGAGGUGCCAUUCGAUCCUCAUUUUGAACAGGGAAGCAUUUGGGUUGGACGUAUGUGCGGAUUACACGGAAACAGCUAGAGCUUUUAGAGACAAAAUUGACCACAUUCUGGGAAACCACUCGGGCACUGGCGUGAGAAUACUGAAACUUCGGUUUGUUCCAAAUGGCAAAGCGAAGGACCGUGAUUAUAUCGACAAAUGGCUUCAUAAGGCUGUUAAACCAGGAAUUGAAGAACUCACCCUUACUAUGCCUAUGCCUAUGAGCAACAAACGCGGAUACAAGUUCCCGUGCACACUUAUAUUAAAUGGGCUGGGAAACUCGCUUCGGUGUCUUUACCUUUCCAGCUGUUCCUUUCAUCCUAUGGCUGGGCUCUGUGGCUUGACAAGCCUGACAAAGUUAGAGCUGUUAAUGGUGGAAAUUACGGGGGACGAGCUAAGCUGCCUUGUUUCCAGUUCCCAAGCUUUAGAGCAGGUUUUACUUAGGGAUUGCAGUGAGGUAAACUGCUUGAGGAUACCUUGCCAUCUUGAGCGGUUAAGCCACUUGAAGGUGUUACAUUGCAGCAAGCUAGGAUUGAUAGAGAGCAAAGCUCCAAAUCUCUCCAGUUUUCACUUUGCAGGUAACCUCAAGGUUCGAGUCUCACUUGGAGAAGCAUUGCAAGUGAAGAGCUUACUAGUGAACAUCACCACAUCGAUCUGUUACACUCAAGCAGAGCUGGUGUCGAGCACGCCAAGCAGGGAGUUGGUCUCACCAAUGGUACCUAGCAAACUUGCUGACCUGAAUUCUCUGAGUAUCUAUCUUCAAGGAUUGCCCUUUGGUUGGGGCUUUGAUUUUUUUCCUCUGGCUUCUCUUUCGUUGGAGACAUUCAUCUCACAUGUAUCCAAUGAACUCAUGCAGCAUGUGCUAGUUUUCAAGGGCGCUGUGUCCCCAAGGAAUAAGAGUCUUGUUGAGCUAGCCUGUCAUAUUGUCAGGGCCUGGCUGAGCUAACAUGCCCCAGUCUUGAAGUGCAACGACGUCACAGGGACAUGUUAAUGCCAAAUGCUUCAAAUAAUGAACAUGCAUAGAGCACUCUGCAGUUGAAAAAUAAAUCAAGGGCAAGUCUGCUAUCCUGAGUUUCUGGAGUCUUGCACAGUCGAUCUGAUGUUGAAUGGCCUAGCUUCAUGGUAAAUGACAUAUUAGCCUCCGAUUGGGAGCCAUGUAAACUAAUACUCUCUCCUAUCUAAAUUAAUUGACGUCGCCUUCAGUUAAUUUGGAACGGACA
Triticum dicoccoides is the source of this 2005-nucleotide messenger RNA. RefSeq lists its product as uncharacterized. Lineage: Eukaryota; Viridiplantae; Streptophyta; Magnoliopsida; Poales; Poaceae. Gene Ontology annotation, molecular function: protein binding. The transcript is spliced from 5 exons. The record is from RefSeq and is a predicted model, not a curated record. The coding region runs from base 301 to 1731 and encodes 476 amino acids.